CCCCUCCCGUCCCCUCCCGUCGUCGUCUCCCCCCUCACCCGAAACCCCGAUUCGAAGCCGGCGGAGUUCGAUUUGGGGAUUUCGGCGCCUCGCUCCCCGAAAUCUCCUGGAUCUGAGUCUGUCCGCCGUCUUCGAUCUGCGGCUGGAGUGAGCCUGCGAGUUUUUCCUGCUUGAUUUGGUCGGGGCCUCGGGCGGUCGGGGUCUUCGAUUUCGGGGAUGGAGUCGUCGCCGGUGUCCUACUGGUGCUACAGCUGCAGCCGCUUCGUGAGGGUGUCUCCGUCGACUGUCGUCUGCCCGGAGUGCGACGGCGGCUUCCUGGAGCAGUUUACGCAGCCGCCGCCGCGGGGCGGCGGCGGGAGCGGCCGGCGCGGGACGAUGAACCCGGUCAUCGUGCUCCGCGGCGGAUCGCUUUCCGGGUUCGAGCUCUACUACGACGACGGCGCAGGCGAAGGGCUGCGGCCGCUGCCCGGUGACGUCCAGCACCUCCUCAUGGGGUCCGGUUUCCACCGCCUGCUCGACCAGUUCUCGCGGCUGGAGGCGGCGGCUCCGCGUCCGCCGGCGUCGAAGGCUGCGGUGGAGUCCAUGCCGUCGGUGACGGUCGCCGGAGGUGGUGCUCACUGUGCCGUGUGCCAGGAGGCCUUUGAGCCCGGCGCCGCCGGCCGGGAGAUGCCGUGCAAGCACGUCUACCACCAGGACUGCAUCCUUCCCUGGCUCUCGCUCCGCAACUCCUGCCCCGUCUGUCGCCAAGAGCUUCCGGCCGCAGCCACCCCAGAUGCGGAGGCGGAUGCUGGGCUCACCAUAUGGCGACUUCCACGCGGUGGAUUUGCCGUAGGCAGGUUCGCCGGUGGGCCUAGAGAGCAGCUCCCGGUCGUCUACACGGAGCUGGAUGGCGGCUUCAGUAACGGGGUUGGGCCGAGGCGGGUGACAUGGCCAGAGGGAGAAGGACAAGUGGAUGGUGGUGAAGGUCGGAUUCGCCGCCUACUUAGGAAUCUAUUUGGCUGUUUUGGUCAGCCAGCGAGUUCGUCGCAGUCCCGUAGUGGCUGAGCACAGUUUUCCUUGGUAACAAGUUUUCAAUUGAUAGCACUGAAGAACUAGGGCUAGUGUAAGAAUGGAACCCAGAUUAUAAUUUCUUGGGGCUUUUGAUGUAAAUGAAGGCCUAGCAUUCCCCCUUCCUUUGUCUCAUUUAAGAAUUAUUAAGAGAUGGCUAUGAGCAAACAUCUUGGAGUAAGCUUUGCAACCAAAUUAGGUCAAACGCACAAGUGCAAACCUUCAAGAAAGGAAUAGCAAUGAAUGUUUUGGGGAAAUCAAUCUUUGUCAAUAUUGUAGGUAGAGAGAACAAUUGUUGUAUUUGCAUCCUGGUGUUUGUGUACAUACUGGAUUGGUUGAACAUGAAUUUCCAUUCUGUUAUAUCU
Sorghum bicolor (sorghum) is the source of this 1412-nucleotide messenger RNA. Its product is annotated as E3 ubiquitin-protein ligase RDUF2. The transcript has a single exon. The record is from RefSeq and is a predicted model, not a curated record. NCBI's taxonomy places the organism in Eukaryota, Viridiplantae, Streptophyta, Magnoliopsida, Poales, Poaceae. The coding region runs from base 217 to 1044 and encodes 275 amino acids. Gene Ontology annotation, molecular function: ubiquitin protein ligase activity. Gene Ontology annotation, cellular component: cytoplasm. Gene Ontology annotation, biological process: protein ubiquitination.